Messenger RNA from Penicillium odoratum, 1965 nucleotides. Its product is annotated as AAA family ATPase CDC6. The record is from RefSeq and is a predicted model, not a curated record. Gene Ontology annotation, biological process: mitotic DNA replication checkpoint signaling; DNA replication initiation; cell division. Gene Ontology annotation, cellular component: nucleus. Gene Ontology annotation, molecular function: ATP binding; DNA replication origin binding; ATP hydrolysis activity. The transcript is spliced from 3 exons. NCBI's taxonomy places the organism in Eukaryota, Fungi, Ascomycota, Eurotiomycetes, Eurotiales, Aspergillaceae. Bases 1 to 1965 code for a protein of 654 amino acids.
AUGGCAACUACUGUUCUCGGCAAGCGCACUCGCAGUGGUGUUGAAGCGGAAGCGCUUCCAGUCCGCUCCGCAAGCAAGCGCCGAACUGUUGCACCCCGGGUCCAUCGUGAGGCUGCUGCGCCUGUUCGUCGAACUCGCUCAACCCGUCUCGCUGCAAAGAAUCAGGAUGAUGAGCAAUCACUGGAUCAAGAAAAUGGGGAUGUCAUCAAUAGGAUCUCGGAAAAAGCGCAUUCAAAACACACACUGCGCGAUGACCAGGGUGGGUCUCCCACAAAGAUCAAGUCUCAUUUCCGCACCUCGAAGCUCGUGGAGGAUGAGAAACCUGAGAACCCCGAGAAGCCUGACAAGCUGGUGGUAGCAGCCCCGGUUGAAUUCAAGACCCCGCAAAAGUCUCGAUUCCGAGACGCGCUCCAACAAUCACCGGUCACUCCACGGCACCGCGUACAGGUGGGAGCCAGGUCUGUGACCCCGCGGACUCCUCGACAUGCCGAUCUUCCGCCUACCCCUCGCCCGAGUGCUACUCCAACCACCACACAAACCGUUUAUUCUCAAGCCCGACAGCUCUUCGCCCGUGGCGCCACCUCUGGUCGACUCAUUGGGCGUGAAUCAGAGCGGGAAAAGGUCUCCACUUUUAUUGAGGAUUGUGUUGAGUCUCAAAAGGGCGGCUGUCUCUACAUCAGUGGACCACCUGGCACGGGCAAGAGCGCUAUGGUCAAUGAAGUGUGCCAGGAUAUGGACCUCUCCAAUGUCAAGGUGUCCCACGUCAACUGUGUCAGUAUGCGGAACUCCCGCGAUGUAUACAGCAAGCUCAUCCAAGAUUUCUGCGACGAAUCGGAGGUAUUCAAGAAAAGCGAGGCAGACCGACUAAAGGCUAUGUUCAUUCCAGCGAAGGCGGAAGGUCUGUUUCUGGUCAGUCUAGACGAGAUGGAUCAUCUGCUCCAGGGUGACUCUGGUGUAUUGCAGUCUUUGUUUGAAUGGUCUUUGCAUAGCAAGUCUACUCUUAUUCUCAUUGGUAUUGCCAAUGCCUUGGAUUUGACCGACCGAUCCCUGCCACAGCUGAAAGCAAAGAAUCUGCGGCCUACGCUUCUUCCAUUCUUGCCUUACAAUGCCGCUUCAAUUGCUGGUGUGAUCACUGCUCGCCUUCGGUCGUUGCUCCCCGUAGGUGAAGACUCCGAUCCAAAGUUCGUCCCUUUCUUGCAGCCAGCGGCCAUUCAGCUUUGCGCAAAGAAAGUAGCAUCACAAACAGGAGACCUUCGCAAGGCAUUCGAGUUGAUCAAGCGCGCGAUUGAUGUCAUUGAGCAGGAAACCAUCCAGAAAUCGGAGAAGAAAGCUGUUGAGUUGACUCUGUCUGUCCUAGCUGAAAACGAGAAUCUAUCUUUGCCGUCCAAGUCAGGCACUACCCCUCAGUUGACAACCAUGUCCAGCUACACACCGAUGACAGCUCCGCGCGCCAGCAUCGCCCACAUUGCCCGAAUUACAACAUCUGCUUUCGGACAGGGCACUGUACAAAGACUGAAAAACAUCAAUCUGCAGCAAAAAGCUGCUAUCUGUACAUUGAUUGCGCUCGAGCGCAAGCGUCGUGAAAUGGAUAUUCACAACACACCAUCCAAAUCUCGUUCUUCGGCUCCGACGGUGAAGCAGGCCUUUGACACAUACUGUACACUUUGCCGAAAUGACAACAUCCUCCACCCUUUGACUGCCACCGAAUUCAAAGACGUCUUGAGCAACUUGGAAACAAUGGGCCUCGUUGGCGAGUACCAAGGUCGUGGCCGUGGUGGUACAGUCGCAGGUGGCUCUGAUGUUCGUCGCACACCUUCCAAGUCUGGAAAUGUCAUGACAACCCCCCACAAGGCGAUGGAUGAGCAAGGUCUCAUCUGCUUUGUAUCCCAAUCAGAAAUCGAAAGCCAGAUUGCCGGACCUGGUGAAGGCAUUCUGAGGCGCUUGCUUCGUGGUGAUGGACUGUGA